Molecule: messenger RNA, 729 nt
Organism: Pseudovirgaria hyperparasitica
Lineage: Eukaryota; Fungi; Ascomycota; Dothideomycetes; Acrospermales; Acrospermaceae
Product: alpha/beta-hydrolase
Exons: 2
Coding region: 1-729 (242 amino acids)
Cellular component (GO): cytoplasm; nucleus
Source: RefSeq, a predicted model, not a curated record
AUGGCCAAGCCUCCAACAAAGCCCCUCAAGAUCCUCAUGCUCCAUGGCUUCACCCAGUCCGGCCCACUUUUCCGUGCAAAGACCCGCGCUCUCGAAAAGAACCUCCAGAAAGCCUUCCCCGCUGGUGCCCCGGACGCUUGGGGGUGGUGGAGGCGCAAAGGAGAGGAUCCAGCAAAUGCGGUGUAUGAUGGCCUAGAGGCGGGCUUCGAGCGCGUGGCACAGGUACUGAAGGAGGAAGGUCCGUUUGAUGGGGUGAUUGGGUUUAGCCAAGGGGGGUGUGCUGCGGCGUUUGUAGCAAGCUUGCUGGACGAGGGGCGGCGAGAUGCAUUUCAGGCUUGGGAGAAACAGGGCGGGAUGCGAUAUCCUUCAAGUCUGUUGCGAGAGGAGGAGGUGGUGCAUCCGCCGAUGAAGUUUGCGGCGAUAUAUUCCGGCUUCAAAGCGACGGAGAAUCCAUUAUAUAGUGCAUUUUACGAGCCGAAAAUACGCACGCCGACGUUACAUUUCAUUGGGACUAUGGACACGGUAGUGGAGGAGAAAAGGAGUUUGAAAUUGAUGGAGCAGUUUGAGGACAGUAAGGACAGAGUUGUGUAUCACCCGGGUGGCCACUUUUUGCCUAGUAGUCAGAAGCAAUAUGUCGGUGCGUUGAUAGGGUUCAUUAAGGAAGUAUUGGGUAGAGGUGGUACGAACAAUGCAGAAGAGAAUGCCGAAGACAUGGACGUUCCGUUUUGA